AUGCCCGACAGACACAGAAGCGAACCACCCCAAUCACUAGCGGAUGAGCAGAAUCCAAAGUCACUGAGACGCACGGAAAGAGCCAAUGAUGAGCAGGAGAAAGGUAAUCGAAAUGGCCCUCGUCAUGUUCGUCGAGGAUUCCUAUCCUUUCUGUGCUUCGUCCCAGCAAUCGAAGACCCGCGACAAUACCCCGCGGGACGCAAGUGGUUCUUGACGGCCAUAGUGGCAGGGGGAGGACUGGUUGUGCCUCUGAGCAGUGGUGUCUUGUUCCCCUGCCUCAUCAUGAUCGCCGAGGAUCUUCACACGACCGUCUCCGUGGUGAACCUGUCCAUCGCCUUUGGCUCUCUCUCCGUCGCCAUCACACCCCUCUGGUGGUCCCACCUGGCAGAGCUCUACGGCCGACGACUAGUCUACCUCCUCUCCUUCUUCUUUCUCGACCUCUUCAGCAUCCUAGCCGCGAUCAGCCCCAACAUCGGCAUGUUCAUCUCAAUGCGCCUCCUCACCGGCGCCGCCAGCGCAUCCCUCCAGGCCGUCAGCGCCGGUACCAUCUCCGAUAUGUUCGACGCACAAGAACGAGGCAAAGCGAUGGGUGCGUUCAUGCUCGGCCCGAUGCUCGGGCCCAUGUUCGCGCCCAUUAUCGGCGGCGCCCUGGUCACCCGGUGGAGCUGGCGCAGCACGCAGUGGUUCAUGGUGAUCUAUGGGUGGGCUGUGUUUUUCAUCAUGGUAUUCUUCAUGCCGGAGACGGCGACGAAUCUCGAAGAGAAUCAGCGGAACGAGCGAGCUAAGUCGACAAGAGCGACGAGAGUUGUAAAUCUCUUGCUGAAACCCGUCCAGGAAGCUACCUUGCUGCGGUACCCGCCCAUCCUCAUCACCGUGUAUUACACCAGCAUCGUCUUUGCAACGUACUACCUCAUCUGCGUCUCGAUCGAAGAUACCUUCGCCCUGCCGCCGUACUUGUGGAGCUCGGUCAUUGUCGGUGUGGCGUAUAUCCCCGCCGGGCUGGGCCUGCUGUCUGGCGCGAUCAUCGGCGGCCGCUGGCAGGAUUAUAUCAUGAAACGAACAGCGCGGGAAGAGGGGCGCUUUGACGACGAGGGCAAUCUCAUCUUACAUCCUGUUGACCGGCUCGGCGAGAACUGCCUGCUGGCGGGUAUGCUCUUCCCGGGAGCAUUGUUGUGGUGGGGGUGGACGGCGGACAAGCAUGAAUUCUGGCUGGUGCCGUUGGUUGGUAACUUCUUCUACGGCUUUGCGGGAAUGAUCCUCACCAAUGUGACCAUGACAAUGCUGACCGAGUUCACGCCGAAGAGGUCGACCAUGGGCGUUGCGGUGAACAAUCUCAUGCGGAACAGUCUGUCCUGUGUGAGUGCGGUGAUUGCGCAGCCUCUGUUCGAUGCUAUCGGUACUGGCUGGUCCUUUACAGUAGUCUGUCUCUUCUGUCUGCUCAGUGGGAUACCUCUGAUUCUGUUGCGGAUCAAGCGGGACGAGUGGAGUGCGAGGAUGAGGGUGGCUCUGGGGGAUGUGCAGUAG
Molecule: messenger RNA, 1524 nt
Organism: Aspergillus lentulus
Lineage: Eukaryota; Fungi; Ascomycota; Eurotiomycetes; Eurotiales; Aspergillaceae
Product: MFS transporter
Biological process (GO): intracellular polyamine homeostasis; transmembrane transport
Cellular component (GO): plasma membrane
Molecular function (GO): polyamine transmembrane transporter activity
Source: RefSeq, a predicted model, not a curated record